GCGAAUCAAACAGACUGGGGGGAGUAGCAGGAGAAGGAGGAGGAGGAGGAGGAGGAGGAGAUCCUCAACUUGGACUCCGGAGUGUGUGCUCCUCCUGGUGCGGUGCAGUCACAGCUCUACACCGGACCGGUAUGCAAUAUCCACGGAGGAGGAAGUGAGCCGCGCGACCGUAAAGAUGCAGGCGGAGGACAUGGAGGUACCUAUGAUUAAUAACCUUAACGAUAACGGCGACAGACAGAGGCCGAAAGGGAAAGAUGUGUUCAAGGAGCAGCAGAAGGAGUCGGAGAGCUCCAUGGAGUCUCCGAACCUGGAGUUUGAGUACGGAGACACUGACACACUCACUGCAGAGCUUUCAGAGCUCUACAGUUACACAGAGGAGCCUGAGUUUGCCCUGAACCGAGAUUACUUUGAGGAGGACUUCAGGAGCCAUGCCAAAGGCAGGAGGUGGAUCGAGCUGGCAGUGGAGGAGCAGAGGGCGUAUGUAAUGAGGCUGCUGGAUGCACUCGAGGUGACGGACAGGGACAAGAGGCUGAAGGUGGCCAGAGCCAUCCUUUACUUGGCUCAGGGAGUGUUUGACGAGUGUGACACAGAAGUGGACGUGCUGCACUGGUCCAGACACAAUGUUUUUCUGCUCUAUGACAUGGGUAUCUUUACAGCACUGUUGGAGCUGCUCAGCAUGGAGAUAGAUAACAGCCAGGCAUGCAGCAGUGCAGUGAGGAAACCGGCCAUCUCUCUUGCAGACAGCACUGAGCUCAGAGUGUUACUGAGCAUCAUGUACCUGAUGGUGGAAACCAUCAGAGUCCAAACAGAAGAUGACAGACCUGAGUGGAAAGCAGCCAGAGAGACCUUCAAGAAUGAGCUAGGUUCACCUCUGUACAAUGGCGAGCCCUUCGCUCUGCUCCUCUUCACCAUGGUAACCAAGUUUUGCAGCAUGAACGCACCUCAUUUCCCCAUGAAGAAAGUACUACUGCUGCUCUGGAAGACCAUACUGUUCACACUGGGGGGCUUUGAGGAGCUUCAGGAGAUGAAGGUGCGAGGUCGGGAGCGUUUGAACCUGCCUCCACUGCCUGAAGACAGCAUUAAGGUGGUCCGAGCCAUGAGAGCAGCGUCUCCCCCCGCGUCCGCCAUGGAGCUGAUUGAACAGCAGCAGCAGCAGAAAAGAGGCCGACGCAGCCGCAGGAGUGCCUUUGUUGAUAGCUUGGAAGGAGACAGUCCCUUUCCCAAGAAGCAGCCCCUGGUCAAACAGGACAGCCUGGACACCUACAAUGAACGAGACCCAUUUAAGAAUGAUGAUGCCCGCGAUGAAGAAGAAGACCCUGAGGAUACAGACAGCGGCAUCGAGGGCGAGGUGGACCCCCUGGAUCGUGAUGUCAUUAUACAACCCCCUCCGCCGCCACCUCCAUUAAGACCUCCUACAGAGAGGGUCAACUUCCCCAAAGGUCUCCCUUGGGCCCCUAAAGUCAGGGAGAAAGACAUAGAGCACUUCCUUGAGACCAGCAGAAACAAGUUCAUCGGGUUCACAUUGGGAAAUGACACAGAGACCCUUGUGGGCUUACCCCGACCCAUUCAUGAGAGUGUAAAGACUCUUAAACAGCACAAAUAUGUUUCCAUUGCUGAAGUCCAGAUCAAGAGGGAAGAUGAACUACAACAAUGUCCACUGACUCUGGGUGAAGAGGAGGUGGAGGAGACACCAGCAGAGAUUCUUUAUCUAGGCAUGCUUCCUAACCUCUCCCAGUAUGUGAUUGCACUCCUGAAGCUGCUACUGGCCGCAGCCCCAACCUCCAAAGCCAAAACUGACUCCAUUAACAUCCUGGCUGAUGUGCUGCCUGAGGAGAUGCCUAUCACAGUUCUUCAGAGCAUGAAACUAGGAAUUGACGUGAACCGUCACAAGGAAAUAAUUGUCAAGGCCAUCUCGGCACUGCUGCUGCUGCUCCUCAAACACUUCAAACUCAACCACAUCUAUCAGUUUGAGAUUGUCUCUCAGCACCUGGUGUUUGCCAACUGUAUCCCACUCAUCCUCAAGUUCUUCAACCAGAACAUCAUGUCCUAUAUCAGUGCCAAAAACAGUAUAUGUGUGCUGGACUUUCCCCACUGUGUGGUCCAUGAGAUGCCUGAACUCACAGCUGAGAGCCUGGAAGCAGGAGACAGCAACCAGUUCUGUUGGAGAAACCUGUUUUCUUGUAUCAACCUGCUGAGAAUCCUAAACAAACUGACCAAGUGGAAACACUCAAGGACCAUGAUGCUGGUGGUUUUCAAAUCCGCUCCCAUCCUGAAAAGAGCUCUGAAGGUGAAGCAGGCCAUGAUGCAGCUCUAUGUCCUCAAGCUGCUUAAAAUUCAGACCAAGUACCUGGGCCGUCAGUGGAGGAAGAGUAACAUGAAGACCAUGUCAGCCAUUUACCAGAAGGUCCGCCACAGACUCAAUGAUGACUGGGCCUACGGAAACGAUAUUGAUGCACGACCUUGGGACUUCCAAGCAGAGGAAUGCGCCUUGCGGGAGAGCAUCGAAAAGUUCAACAGUCGCCGUUAUGACAGGAACAAGAAUGGAGACUUCACGCCUGUGGACAACUGUUUGCAGAGUGUGCUGGGCCAGCGUGUGGAGCUGCCAGAGGACUUCCACUAUAGCUAUGAGAUGUGGCUAGAAAGAGAGGUCUUCUCACAGCCAAUCCAGUGGGAGGGACUCCUGCAGAACCCGUGAUGGAGAUGAGGGGAUGGAUGAAGGGUUGAGGUUGAAGACUGGCAAGAGCAGAGGUCAGGCCUGUCGAGGUUGUUAUUGGGCUGUAAAAUUAGGUCGAAUGGACAAUGGUUUUUCAAAUCACUGAUUGAGGGUAAAAUGGAAGAAAUGGGGAGAACAUGGAAGAGAAAAUGGAGCAAAAGUUGAGUAAAUGGAACUUCCUACUGUGAACUCAGCUCCCGCUUUGCCACCACAGACCGACACAAAUGAUGCCACAAACACAUACUUGCUGAGACGUGCCUAUGAUUACUGUGAAUACAUAUGGAUGUGACAGGCAGGAGCAGAGGUAGCAGUACAUGACAAACAUCUGGCACCACUGUAGCAGGAGGCUACUCUGGCCAGUUCUACUGCCCCCCAUGUCCUCAAUACUUUGUCCAUUUAUACUGUAUGUCUUUCUUUUUUAAAUAUCAGUGCUGGUUUGACUUCUUACUGAAUUUUACUGUUUUUUUUUUUUUUUUUAUAUUUAUUUGUAUUAAUGUGUGUCUUACUAUAAAUGAUUUUCAAAGAUGUACAUUUAAGUGUUUUCUAAUCAGUUUGCAUAUGGUUAUGUUGUGGGUUUUUUAUUUUAUUUUAUCACAAGGCCUAGGUAUUGGGAUAUAGUUUCCUGGAUCUGAAUGUUUUCUGAUGUUUUUUGUAGAAAAAAAAAAGCCUUUUGAAAGCAAAACACAGGGUCAUUUCAUCAUCCAGAUGUAAAAACAGGAGCCAUUUCCACUAGUGGCUUUAGUGGUUUCAGAUAUAUAACCCAAAGUAAGGGUGUACCAGCUGUAAGUACAAGGUGUGUUCAUGAACAUAACUGGUAUGUGUGUGCAGGUAGACAAAAAUAUUUAUUUAAGAAAUGGGCAGAAGUGAUGAGGAUGGUUUUGGAAUAUUCUGCUGGAACAAUCUAUUCUGAAUAAGUUGGAGCUUCCUAUGUGUGAAACAUAAAAUUGAUAUUGCACCAGAAUUGUUGUUAUUCAGUAUCUCUGAAUAUGCAAUCCAAAUUCAAGCAUUACACUGAUGUCAUCCAGGAUUUAUUUGUGUAAACAUUUACAAUUUGAGCAAACAUGAGAAUAACACUAACUCUGUUAAUCGGUUCAUUUUCACGUCCUGUUUCAGUACUUUUACAGGCCACCUUCCUCUCUCUGCUCGACAACAGCACAGUAUGUAAACCGCUGAGCUCCAAAUGGCCUUGGUGAGCAUUUUGCCACUCUUGCUUGGAAGAACACCCUAAACUAAAAAAAAAAAUGGUGCUGUUUUUUUCUAGUACGUCUUUACUCUACCUUCACCUGUGACUACCUAAGUGGAGUUUGCCCAUAAGAACUUUCUGGAAAUGUCUCCACGAAAGUACACACAAGCACAGAAGACAAAAAGCAUGGGCACCUUUUCAUAUUGUUGCUUGGUUCAGAUUAUCUACUUGUCAUGACGGUCAAGAGAUGUCAUGUAUUAUCUAUAGUGAAAUAAUUCAGUCCAAAACAUUCAGUCUUGACUUGUGCUUUUUUGUGGAAAUGUGCAUGGCCGCUGGUCUGUUAAAUAUCUGUGUUCAUACUUUUAUAUGGUAUUUGGAAUGGCUUUUUUCAGUCAAAUGACAUUUCCAGCAUAUUUUUUAUUUGAAUGUUACAGUGUUCUUUAUUGCAAGGAAUUCUAUUUAUUUUCUUCAUUAAAAUAAUAAUAUAAAAUGUAUAGACUCUCAGGUUUAUGGAGAUAAUAUAUAGCAAAAGUUUUAAAAGCUUCCUUGCCAUCCUCUAGUUCAUUACUUGUAUUCACAUUGUCACAUUCUGACAUCCAAGCAACACCUGAAAGCACUAAACAUUUACUGCAUAAGCUCUUGUUAGAUUGUUAGCACUGUUUCACUCACUAAACACAAUAACUGUCCGAGUUUUUAUGUCAGUUACAUUUCAAGUCUAGACACUUUUUGUAUCUUGUGCCAAAUUUGAGUGCCAUUUUCUAUUUGUGUUUUAUUGCCAUUGUCAUGUUAUUAUUGUCUGCCUUUUUUAAGGCUUGUCAUUCAAAUCACCACUAAAGAUUUGCAAUACAAAGUGUCAUUUUCUACCUGAAAAUUGUACAAUCAUUGAAAAUUGCUGUUUCUUGUAUCAGUACAAUAUUUUACCAGAAGUGUUUGGCAUUGUAUGGAUGUUACUGUGUAUGUGUUUUGUUAUACAUAUUUCCAUAUCUGUAUAGUCUAGAUUAAUACUCACUACUGAAUUUGUUCAGGGGUAUGUGCAAUUACUGAUCCAUAGAGGCAUUAUUCAAUAGAAUGACAAACUACAAUAUUAGAGUUGCUUAUUAAACAAUACUGAACCACU
Sphaeramia orbicularis (orbiculate cardinalfish) is the source of this 5013-nucleotide messenger RNA. RefSeq names its product striatin interacting protein 2 (gene strip2). Gene Ontology annotation, biological process: cytoskeleton organization. Gene Ontology annotation, cellular component: cytosol. The coding region runs from base 176 to 2695 and encodes 839 amino acids. NCBI's taxonomy places the organism in Eukaryota, Metazoa, Chordata, Actinopteri, Kurtiformes, Apogonidae. The transcript is spliced from 22 exons. The record is from RefSeq and is a predicted model, not a curated record.